Messenger RNA from Tetrahymena thermophila SB210, 324 nucleotides. Its product is annotated as transmembrane protein, putative. NCBI's taxonomy places the organism in Eukaryota, Ciliophora, Oligohymenophorea, Hymenostomatida, Tetrahymenidae. The record is from RefSeq and is a predicted model, not a curated record. The transcript has a single exon.
AUGAGAAAAAUUGCUUCAGUUCUAAUUCUUAUUUCUAUUACUUUGUUCACAGUAAAUGCCUCAUAGUCAUCAUAAGACCUUGCUAAUUUGAUAUAUUCAGGAGGAAUUUGUUAAAAAAUGAUUCUGAUUGCUUAAAUGAUUUAAGUGUCUAGUACUUUAUCUGUGGAAUAAACUGUGACAGAAAUUCUUAUCGUGUUUAUUAACCUGCUACUGGAGAUUAUAUUUAGAAUUAUUGCAGCAAUAUAACAAAUGAUACCGUUAUGGAUCUUUAUAAAAAAAUACUUGCCCGUUAUGAAAGUGAUUUAUUUACCCAUCCUCUUUUGA